CGAUCGACUUGUGUAACAUAAGAGUAGAAAGUAUGGAAGAUCGGGAUGAACGAAACGAAAAUGAAGAUGCCACCAAAGCUUAUUUAGGUGCCGUGGAGGCACUAGAAGCUUGUCAAGAGCUUUUAUCAACUAUGAAAAGUCACAAGAUGCAAACGCGGCAGAAAAAACGUAAGCUUUCUAACAAUAGUGAGAGUAGUGACAGUGAAUCAGAAGCCGAACAAGAAGAAACUAAAGGUGUGAGUCGUAAACGAGUUACGAAAGAGUCAGCUGUGGACCGAGAGCACCGGCUAAGCGUGAUUCGUGAACGUCUAGCAAAUGAAACUCCUGAACAACGGGAACAUCGAUUAGGGCUAAUUCGUAAUCGACUUGCUAAUGAAACCCCUGAGCAGCGGGAACAUCGUCUUGGCUUAAUCCGUGAUCGUCUAGCAAAGGAAACUCCUAAGCAGCGAGAACGUCGACUAGGCCUUAUUCGUAGUCGACUUGAUAAUGAAACACCUGAGCAGCGGGAACAUCGCCUUGGUUUGAUCCGUGACCGCCUAGCAAAGGAAACUCCUAAGCAGCGAGAACGUCGACUAGGCCAAAUUCGUAAUCGACUUGCGAAUGAAACACCUGAACAGCGUGAACAUCGACUAGGCCUAAUUCGUAAACGACUUGCCAAUGAGACACCUGAGAAGAGGGAACAUCGACUAAGUUUGAUUCGUAAACGACUUGCUAAUGAAACUCCUGAACAAAAGGAACAUCGACUAAACCUAAUUCGUAUUCGUCGCGCCAAAAAAGCCGAACAAAAAAAGCAGUCACAGAGUAUGUAGACACGUUCCUAUGUUCAUUAUUAUCUCUAUGAUACUAUAGCAGGCAUAGAUAUUAUUACUCUAAUAAAUUCUUAAUAUUUUAA
This is a messenger RNA of Colias croceus (clouded yellow), 892 nucleotides long. Its product is annotated as histone-lysine N-methyltransferase, H3 lysine-79 specific-like. The record is from RefSeq and is a predicted model, not a curated record. NCBI's taxonomy places the organism in Eukaryota, Metazoa, Arthropoda, Insecta, Lepidoptera, Pieridae. Bases 33 to 809 code for a protein of 258 amino acids. The transcript has 2 exons.